Molecule: messenger RNA, 396 nt
Organism: Alternaria alternata
Lineage: Eukaryota; Fungi; Ascomycota; Dothideomycetes; Pleosporales; Pleosporaceae
Exons: 2
Coding region: 1-396 (131 amino acids)
Source: RefSeq, a predicted model, not a curated record
AUGCCUCUAUACGCCAUGCGUAUGGCCUUUUCUGUAAACAUCAUGCGAUCUGCCAAGGAUACUAAGCGGUCAGGUCAUGCGCGAAACGAGUCUGGUUUGGCCGUCGCGCUGCCGCCUGAGCGGCUCUGUGGUGGUCACCUCGGCCAAUUCGACCGUUCGCAACCAAACAACUUCAAUAUGGCUUUCGAAUGGCUUGCACCGAUCCUUACGCCCGCCGCCCUGCGCUCCGUACAAGCUGACGGUCGACCUGUCAUCACGCUCUUUCUUGUAAUCUUCGGUCUCUCAGUCUUCGGUGUCCUGAUAUGGUACGUCCACUUCGUCACAUCCAAGAUGUAUCCGAAGAAGAAGGAUCCAAAUGCCAAGAAGGGCCCGUUGCUCGGCUUCAUUAAGCGAUAA